Molecule: messenger RNA, 5336 nt
Organism: Erpetoichthys calabaricus (reedfish)
Lineage: Eukaryota; Metazoa; Chordata; Cladistia; Polypteriformes; Polypteridae
Gene: scyl2
Product: SCY1 like pseudokinase 2
Exons: 19
Coding region: 165-2918 (917 amino acids)
Biological process (GO): protein phosphorylation
Molecular function (GO): ATP binding; protein kinase activity
Source: RefSeq, a predicted model, not a curated record
GGUUAACGCUGUCAGGCUGGCCGGAAGACAGAAAUGGAGGUUAGAGUUAUUAGGCGAGACUGACACUUUCAGCUGGAUUCUUUGACGUGGAAAGAGGGGAAAAGCUAGCAGUUGGCUAAAGGAUAGAAGCUCCGAGAAGGCAACACUGUCACACAGCUGAAAUCAUGGAGUCCAUGCUAAAUAAAUUGAAAAAUACUGUAACCAAGGUGACUGCCGAUGUUACUAGUGCAGUUAUGGGGAAUCCUGUUACUAGAGAGUUUGAAGUUGGACGUCACAUUGCAAGUGGGGGACCAGGGCUUUCUUGGAAGAUCUUCAAUGGCAUCAAAAAAUCUACCAAACAGGAAGUUGCAGUAUUUGUAUUUGAUAAGAAAAUUAUUGAAAAAUAUCAGAAAUUUGAUAAAGACCAAAUAAUUGAUUCGCUUAAACGAGGAGUUCAGCAGCUUACAAGGCUUCGUCAUCCUCGACUGCUAACUGUUCAGCAUCCUUUAGAAGAAUCAAGAGAUUGCCUUGCAUUCUGCACAGAGCCAGUGUUUGCAAGUUUGUCUAAUGUUCUUGGACAGUGGGACAACUUGCCAACUCCAGUACCACCUGAAAUCAAGGAGCACAAGCUUUAUGAUGUUGAGACCAAAUAUGGCCUCUUGCAGAUCUCUGAAGGCUUAUCAUUUUUACAUAGUAGUGUUAAAAUGGUUCAUGGAAAUCUUACUCCUGAGAAUAUUAUCAUUAACAAGAGUGGAGCUUGGAAAAUAAUGGGCUUUGACUUUAGUAUUUCUUCAACUAAUCCUUCAGAACAAGAGCCAAAGUACUCCUGCAAAGAGUGGGACCCGAAUCUCCCAUCCUUGUGCUUGCCUAAUCCAGAAUACCUGGCACCUGAGUAUAUUUUGUCAGUAAGCUGUGAUGCAGCUAGUGACAUGUACUCUUUAGGAGUUGUCAUAUAUGCAGUGUUUAAUGAAGGAAAACCCAUCUUUGAAGUUAACAAGCAUGAUAUUUUUAAAAGUUUCAGCCGGCAGCUGGAUCAGUUGAGCCGUUUGAAUCAAAAUAUUCUCCAGAAGGUACCAGAAGAGGUCUUUGAGCACAUAAAGCUAUUAUUAAAUGUAACCCCCACUGUCAGGCCAGAUGCUGAUCAAAUGACUAAGAUCCCUUUCUUUGAUGAUGUUGGGGCUAUGACUUUGCAAUAUUUUGAUACAUUAUUCCAAAGAGAUAACUUACAGAAGUCUCAGUUUUACAAAGGCCUCCCAAAGGUUCUCCCUAAACUUCCUAAGCGUGUUGUAGUACAGCGUAUUCUACCUGCUCUGACUUCUGAAUUUGUGAAUCCAGAUAUGGUUCCAUUUGUAUUGCCAAAUGUUCUGUUCAUUGCUGAAGAAUGUACAAAAGAGGAAUAUAUAAAAUUGAUUCUCCCUGAACUUACUCCAGUCUUUAAACAGCAAGAGCCCAUUCAGGCUAGUAAUAUGAUUUUGUUAAUCUUUUUGCAAAAAAUGGACUUGUUGCUGACAAAAACUCCCCCAGAAGAAAUUAAGAAUUGUGUCUUGCCAAUGGUUUACAGAGCCCUUGAGGCACCAUCCAUUCAGAUUCAGGAGCUCUGUUUGAACAUCAUUCCCACUUUUGCAAAUCUGAUUGAUUACCCUUCCAUGAAGAACUCAUUAAUUCCAAGGAUUAAAAAUGCAUGUUUACAGACCUCUUCUCUUGCAGUACGUGUGAAUUCGUUGGUUUGCCUAGGCAAGAUUUUAGAAUAUCUUGAUAAAUGGUAUGUAAUUGAUGAAAUCCUACCGUUCCUGCAGCAGAUUCCAUCUCGGGAACCAGCAGUACUUAUGGGAGUUUUGGGUAUCUAUAAGUGUACUUUUACACAUAAGAAGCUAGGAAUUCCCAAAGAACAGCUAGCAGGAAAGGUUAUACCCCAUCUCAUUCCACUAAGCAUAGAUAAUAACCUGAAUCUGCACCAGUUCAGUUCUUAUAUAAGUGUAGUUAAAGAUAUGCUGAAUCGAGUGGAAGCCGAGCACAAGACCAAGUUAGAACAACUACACUUGAUGCAAGAACAGCAAAAGGGUAUGGACCUUACUAAUCAUAUUGGCAAACCAGAAGAUACCAAGACUAGCCCAAGUGAUCAGAUUGACAAGAUUUUUGGAACAGAUUCAAUUGGAGGAGGAUCUGACAAAAAAGAAAACGAAUCUUCAAUAGUUGCUCCCAAACUAUCAAGAGUUUCUCUCACAUUGGAAGAAAAACAAAGAUUAGCAAAAGAGCAAGAACAGGCUCAGAAACUUAAAAACCAGCAGCCACUUGCUCCAAAGAAUAUAACCUCUACACCUACUAUCAAACCAACAAAAGACCUAACUGGAACUCUUCUAGAUAAUAUGUCUGGUCUUGGAAACAUGUCGGUUGGCACCUCAAAGCCAGCAUCUUCUCAGAUGGCUCCAAAUCCUUCUUUCACAACUUUAUCUCCAGUGGGCACAAUGAGCAAUGGUUUCGGUUCAAUGGGAUUCCAGUCAUCUGGCAUUAAUAUGGGAUUAUGUAACCCCACACCCAACAUAUACAGCAGCAUAGCACCUACAAACAGCACACCAAAUUUCAGCUCCAUAAGUGGCUUAAACCAACCUGGAUCAAUAGGAAUGCCACAACAGAACAAACCACCUGAUAUGUCUUCACUUGAUUCUUUGUUUGGUCCCCAGAAGCCCAAAGUAAGUUUGAACCAAAUGUCACAGAAGCAAAUGCAGACUGCUCCCAGUCCUUGGCUGAAUCAGUUUGUGCCACCUCAGAGCUCACAGUCAAUGGCUGGUGCUCAGCCAGCAUUAAUGGGACAGACCGGUUUUGGAAUUCAGGCAAAUCCAUUCUUUAGCCCUCAGAACUUUUCCCAGCCCAGCAUGCCAAAGAACACGUUGAAAAGUAGCACCUCAGCAAACAACGAUUUAAAAGAUCUCUUUGGAUAAUUAUUAUUUUGAGGUCAUUUGGGAUGAUUUAAAAUGUAGCAUUUAAUUUUUUUUUUUUGGAAAUAACUUUAUUUUGUUUUAGUUAUGGAUAUAAAUUUGUCUUAUUCAUUUAACAAUUUCCUGCAGGAAGCAAUACAUUUUGCAUUUACCCAAGAAGUAUAAUCUUACAAAUAAUGUAACAAAUGAAAACUUCUUAGACUACAUUACCAGAAAUGACAAGGAUGACUCUGAAGAUGCAGAGAAGAUUUUAUAACACAUGGUAUUUAAAAGGCAACACACUUUUUACAUUCUAUUUUAGUGGUGUUUGGUUUGUAUACAAAAGAAAGAAGACAAUAGAUAAAAUUAACAUUUAUAAUUUUAAUCUACAUGAGUCACUCAAUUUUUUUUAGACUUGAUUUUGAUUAUAUUUUAGUGUACAUGGACCUUUUCAAAUGCUUAGAUUUUGUUUUCUUUUGCUUAAAGAUUUUUCUUUUUACAUUUUAGGGUAUUCAUAAACUAGCUCACUUACUUUGUUUGCACCUUUAUAAACUCUUUUUAUAAACAUGUUUAUAUGUUUCACCUGAACAUAAAAGCUGGGGAAAUCAUGUCUUUUCAUUUGGUCAUUAUUAAUUUCUGGAAAUGCAUGCAGGAUUGUCUUACAAAUUAGCUAAAAUGUAAAGGAAGAAUUUUUAUCACACCUUGCAUUAAAUAUUCUCAUUAUAAGGUAUGAUUUGCAAAUUGCAAAAGAAAAAUCUAGAAAAUGUUUUGAAUGUUUACCAUAAAGUAUUUUGGAUUUUUUUUUUCUGUUCAGCGAAGCUUUGUCUUAACUCCAUCUCUGCAAAUUACACUUCUUGUCAUCAGAGCAAGGAAAUAGUUUUGCUAUUCCUGCACAUAUUCUAAACUAUGUUUAUGGAUAAUCCUUUUUCUUCUAGAACUACCUCCUGUUUUUGGAUAUUUUACACAUUGCCUAUAAGGUGACAAUUCCAAAACAGUAAACCUUUUGCGUAUGAAAAUCAAUAGCACAUGAUGUUUUCAGGUCAGCUUUUCAAAUGCAGCGUGAAACAGCUUAUAAAUAUCAAAACUGCUGAAAUACAUGUGUUGGUUGUAUAAUUUUGUUCCUGUGACAGGAGGUCUUUAUGCUUAACCCUUUGAGUAUUGCAUUUUUUUUUUAUCUUUGCUUUUGCUGCUCAGUAUACCACAGGGCCUUAUGAGAUGAAUGUGAGAGACUUUUAGAAUUUAAUGAUGUUUAUAAAAGCAGUUUUAAUAUUGUAAAAUGUACAGAUUGUAAUUUUGAGUCUGCUUUUUGUCUUUUAGCAGAAAACCUACUGUAUGUAAUGGAUGUGCUUUCUUGGAUUAAAAAAUGACUUUUUGGCAUAAUCUUGGACCAGAGAGCAUAUCUAGUGGAUGCCUUUGUUCAUAAAAGUGUUUAUAAUUAUGUACAAAAAUUGCUGCCUUUUUGUUGAUAUUUGGUUUUUGUGUAAGUUCAGUGGUUGGAAGGGGACUUCUAAAAAAUCCACAAAAUGUUACUUUGUACAUGAAAUGUUGACUACUUGAGAAGCUUAAGUAACACUAUUUGUCUUUUGGUGUAUGGCUGUCUGUUGUAUAAAGAAUGUACAAUCUAUGACCCGAAUUUGUGAAACUGUACAAUGCUGUGACCCAUGACAGUGGACCACUUAAUUUUCUGAAAUUACUUUGGAUUGUAAUACUUGAUUGACAGUUAAUUUUGAAAUAAUUUCUAAUAUAUUUUUUUUUUUAUUUUGUAUGAUAUGAGCCUUAUCUCUCCAUUGUACUUCUGUUUUGGUUAUUUAUUCUAAAUGAUUGCACCUUAAGACCUUACUGCCAUAUGUCAUUCCUUCUGUCUAGAAUAUUAAUGACCAUCCUUCUCAUGUUAAUAGCAGAGAGGGAGAAUUUUAAAUGCUAUCUUGUUAAAACUGAAAUUAGCUAUUUAAUGAAAGCACUUCACUGGUUUAUAGAUGUCGAUUCAUAAUUACUAUUACAAAUAUGAUCACGUUUCAAAUAAAGAUUUUUUUCUUGUGUGUGGCUAUCCAAAUUCAUGUUGCCAUUCACAAAAAUGUUGCAUUAAUGUUCAAAGAGAGAGGUUUCUGUUCCUGUUUCAGCAUAUGUUUGCAUAAGUGUGAUUGCCCUCCACUCCUAGCGUAAUUCUGUAUUUCAUGUUUGUUACAUUUUUUUUAAUAUUAUAAAGUUUCUUGUGAUGCUUAUGUUUAGGGCUUCCUUUACAUUUUAUCACAAUUUAUUUUUGUCUUAAGGUACAAAAUGAGAUUAGGUAAUUGCAAAAGGAGGUGGUGUGCUGUGUGUAUCUUAGACUGAUAAAAGUUUUACUGUCUCACUGCACUUAGUAUGUUUCUUCUGCCAUUUCAAAGCAGUUUAUUGGUUGUACAAAUUUUGAGUUAUCCCCUCAAUAAACAGUUCUGUUUGUUG